AUGGUUCCAUCUUUGAAACGUGCUCGAACGACUGAAAAUGAUGGAGAAGAAGAGGAGGAGGAAGAAGAGAAACCUGCGCAAUUUCAAGAAAAUCCGAUUGUUCGAAAUGGAGAUGUUUUGAGAUGGAAAUUCGAGAAUUUGGAAAAUUGGGAUGGUAAAGAAAAAUGGAGUGAUGAAAUACGAUUUGGACAAUUCAUUUGGUAUUUAUUUAGUUGUCAACAAGUAUUAUUCAUUUUGAAAAACUCAAUUUCAGGAAACAAGGAAUUCAGUUGAUUGAUGGGAAAUUGAGAUGUUCAACAGUUCUUGUAUCUAGUGGUUUUGAAGGAGAAGGAUGGCUAUGUAAGAUGAAUGGGGAACGAAGAUUGUUGAAACAACGAGGAAAAGGAGCGCAUUAUUCGAUAUCAAUGACUCCAAGACGUCUCUUCAAUAAGUAUUUUGAUACAUCUCGAUUUAAUGAAUUUAUAUCGUGGAGAAAAAUGGAAAUAGGAGGCUUUAUGGAAAAUAAUUCAAUCAUAAUUGAAAAUAUAAUUAACGUAAAAUUAUAUGUUUUUAUUCGAGAAGUUCCAAUUUAUCACGAUUUGACGUUGAAUGUUGAAAAUACCAAGUUUUUUGUCAACAAAGGGGUUAGUACUUUUAUUAUUUAUAAAAUACCAUAUACAUUUCGAAAUUAACAUUUACUUUGCAGCAACUUUGUGGAAAUUCGAGUUUUUUCUAUAACAUAUGUUUCGUCGAAAAUGAAUCAGACAAUUUUGAAUUACCAUUCAUUUCUGCUGAGCUUCUUUGUUUGUUUCUGGCUUCGAUUAAUCAAAUACCAUUAGAUGUAAAUAGUAGGUUUACCUGGAAUCAAGCUGAAACUCGUUGAUUUUCUUCCAGGAGACAACUAUUCCCAACUUAUAAGUCUAGCAUCGUUGUUCACAUCUUCUUCGUUGCAUCACAGAUGUGAAAGAUAUUUGAUUGAAGAAAAAAUGGAAACCAUUCCAAUUAUUGAGAAACUUCGAUUGUCGGAUUUAUAUUCAUACACACUUCUACAGGUUUUUUCAGCAUUUUUUAAAUUAUAAAUAUUUAAACGUUUUAAUUUUCAGCAAAGUUGUAUAAAAGCACUCAACAGCGUGGAUCUAAUUGUGAAUCUUACAAGACACGAAGCUUUCAACUCACUCAAAGAAACUACCCAACUUCCUGUUCUCAAAAAACUCUUGAACUUUCUUUAA
Molecule: messenger RNA, 1208 nt
Organism: Caenorhabditis angaria
Lineage: Eukaryota; Metazoa; Nematoda; Chromadorea; Rhabditida; Rhabditidae
Source: the annotation of a GenBank genome assembly